Messenger RNA from Cutaneotrichosporon oleaginosum, 1410 nucleotides. RefSeq lists its product as uncharacterized. The record is from RefSeq and is a predicted model, not a curated record. NCBI's taxonomy places the organism in Eukaryota, Fungi, Basidiomycota, Tremellomycetes, Trichosporonales, Trichosporonaceae.
GGUGAUGAAGUGAAAGAAGAAGAGUAAAGUGGAUGGAGGAUGACGGAGGAGAGGGAGGAUCGAGGAGUGGUGAUUCAACCGCCGACCUUUCCUCAAGCUGCUGUCAACAACACGCCCAACUCGAUUCAAUUCAAUCCACUUCAUCUUUCUCUCUCCCCUUCUACAUCUCUCCAUAUUUAUAUCUCCUCUCCUCUCUCUCUCUUUCUCUUCUCCAUCGCUCCCCACCAUCGCUCACAGUGUGCUCAAUCCAACGCGACAUCAUGACCCCGGCCCACACCUCUAGGCCAUCCACGCCCCCCAUCAUCACUUGGUGCAGCUCACCCCCGAUAGCUGCUAUCACUCUCGCAAACUCUCUCGCAAGCGUCCGUCUUUCAGACUCCCCGGCUACCCACUCUCCUCUCCAGCCCACAGUCACCAUCCCCGCAGAUGCCUUCCCACACAUCAUCGACCUCAUCUUUGACUCGGCCUCCCGCGCAGCUCUCACCGCUCUCCGCACGGCCUGUUCAACAUGGCGCGAACGCGCCGACUCGUACCUUCUUGCGCACGUUGUCGUUCAACGUGACUGUGAACCCAUCCUGCCCAACGGCGGGCCAGUCUGUGCCCAUUGGACCGAAUUCCGCCCACAACUCCUCGAUCUCGUCGACAUUGACGGCCGCAAUCCCUGCCCCCUCCCCAGCCAGGUUUACAUGUUACGCACUGGCGCCGUUGAGGGAUUAGGCAAGAUGACACUACCGCGCUCGCACACCCUCGUCCUCUCCGCCGCUACCAUUCAACACUCAUCUGGUGCUUGCCAAUCUUGGAAGAAUCACCUCUCUCGCACAACCCGCCUCGUUAUUCAAUACGCUACGGACAACCCGCGUAAUGAUGUAUGGGACCACAUAGGCAGUGCCCUCGCUGAUCCCUCAUGUACCGUGACCGAGGUCGUAUUUUUGUUCCCAAGGACGACUUCCCGCGAUCCCCGCUUUGAACUCGACUUGCUCAUCCCCAUCCGUGUGAUUUGCUGGAAGCUGAGGGGGCAAGGGCGCGCGCCGGUCCGCCUCAAGAUGACACUCGUGAACGCACUUCCAUGGCUCGCAGUCGCCCUCGACAAAAGCGGACCAAGGAAGAGCGAGAGGCGGGACAUGGUCGCCUGCUUUCUUGGUGCCACAGGCCUUGGGCGGGGCGAUGCGGCGGCUGUCAAGGCAGCGUUUGGGCACUACCUCGACUUUGUAACGUGUAAACAGUACGCGGCGAGGGUGGGGGCCAAGGACAGUGCGCGCGAGAAGUUUACACCGCGUCGGAUUGGGUCUGCGUGGCUGCUGGACCGAUACAAGGUGCUUCCUCCUGUCGACACAGGGCGGAGUGUUGCGCAUCCACGUUCGAUACUUGAGCCUCAGCCUUGGAGAGCCUUCGAGCUUUGAUAGAUUGGGG